AUGAGAAGAAAUAACACAAAUGUGCCUGACUUCCUCCUUAUGGGGUUGACAGAUGCAGGAGAGAUCCAGCUGGUCCUCUUUGUGUUAUUUCUGCUUAUCUACUUGAUGACGAUGCUGGGAAACGUAGGGAUGACAUUGAUAAUCCAGCUGGACCCGCAACUUCACACCCCCAUGUAUUUUUUCCUCUCUCACCUGUCAUUUUUGGACCUCAGUUACUCAAAUGUCAUCACGCCAAAAACUUUACAGAACUUACAGACUUCUAACACUCACAUUUCAUUCAUAGGUUGCUUCACCCAAACAUACUUUUUUAUCCUCUUGGCUGCUACGGAAUGUUUUCUCCUUUCCUCCAUGGCUGUUGAUCGCUAUGUCGCGAUCUGCAACCCAUUACACUACCCACUUAUUAUGUCCCCAAGAGUCUGCCAUGCCCUUGUCGCUGUGUCCUACUUGAUUGGUUUUAUAGAUUCCUCUUUCUCCGUGCUUUUCAUGAGCAAACUGCACUUCUGUGACUCCAAUGUCAUCCGUCACUUUUUCUGUGACACAUUCCCAAUUCUAGCCCUGUCCUGCACUGACACACAUGAGACCGAAAUCAUCAUAUUCACUUGUGCCGUUUCCACUUUAAUGGUGUCCCUUAUCACAAUAGCUGUGUCCUAUGCGUCCAUCCUCUCUACUAUCCUGAAAAUUAAUUCCACUUCUGGAAAGAAAAAAGCUUUCUCUACCUGUGCCUCCCAUCUCCUGGGAGUCACUGUAUUUUAUGGCACUAUGAUUUUUACUUAUUUAAAACCGAGUAAGUCCUACUCCUUGGGAAAGGAUCAAGUGGCUUCUGUUUUUUAUACGAUUGUGAUCCCCAUGCUCAAUCCACUUAUUUAUAGUCUACGGAACAAAGAAGUUAAGAACGCUCUUCUUCGGGUCAUGCACAAGAAAGAUACCUCCAUGUAA
This is a messenger RNA of Ochotona curzoniae (black-lipped pika), 936 nucleotides long. RefSeq names its product olfactory receptor 8H1-like. The transcript has a single exon. Gene Ontology annotation, biological process: sensory perception of smell; G protein-coupled receptor signaling pathway. Bases 1 to 936 code for a protein of 311 amino acids. Gene Ontology annotation, molecular function: odorant binding; olfactory receptor activity; G protein-coupled receptor activity. The record is from RefSeq and is a predicted model, not a curated record. Lineage: Eukaryota; Metazoa; Chordata; Mammalia; Lagomorpha; Ochotonidae. Gene Ontology annotation, cellular component: membrane.